Messenger RNA from Trichoderma virens Gv29-8, 900 nucleotides. RefSeq lists its product as uncharacterized. The transcript has a single exon. The coding region runs from base 1 to 900 and encodes 299 amino acids. The record is from RefSeq and is a predicted model, not a curated record. NCBI's taxonomy places the organism in Eukaryota, Fungi, Ascomycota, Sordariomycetes, Hypocreales, Hypocreaceae.
AUGACUCAACUAAUCAAAUCCGUCCUGGUUCUCUUAGCCGCCUCCGUAUCUCUUAUACAGGCCCAAGCACCAGGAAAACCGUCGCCGUCGCCUUCGCCUAAACCCCCGCCACCUCCAUGUCUUAUCAAGGAUAUUCGCCAGAUGGACGUGUCGGGAUGUACCUGCGAACCUCACUCUUCGAAGUGCGAUAAGACAGGAUGCAUGACUUGCAAAGCCAAUAUUGAAAAUCGACACACUAAGCAUUGCGCUGUCGGAUGUACCGAUGAUGACAAGGAAUGUCAGGGAUGUGGCUUGUGGUUUUCCACCCUUUGCAACUGCCUCAAGUAUCAAGAUUGCAAGCACACAGGAACAAUUACGCCGCAUGGUGAUUCGAUAUUCGUUUUAACGAACAAUGGCGAGCAACUCAUAACUACUACGGAUCUACUUCCGGGGAUAUUGGAGGCCAGGAAUGCUACUCGAUACGAACCAGGCUGGAGGUUUGCUCAGGAACAUUACAAUCGUGCGAACCAGGCGCUGGCAUUGAACUCUGUUCGGUCGAGAACGCACGAGCAAUUUCACAUCCAUGUUUGCAACAGACCAAACUCUACGGACCCAAGAAUCUUGGAUAUUCUCGACAACAUCCCCAAGUCGCAACACAUUUAUGGUAAAGACCUCAAGAAAGUUGGAAACCACGAUGAUCUCUAUUGUAGGACGAUUGAGAAAGGCCAAACCCCCAUCGUCUAUGACUUUGUAACUGCCAUAGAUGCAAUUUUGGAUGAUAAGACUUUGAACGAGGUGGGCAAGAUCUGCCACGGGUUUGCUGGUGCAGGCAUCAUACAAGACAGUCAUGGAAACGUAUGGGCUUGUGUAACUGGCAACCGUGAGGGCCCGUUGUUCAGGUUCUGUGAGGGUCAGAAGUAG